AUCUAUAAUUGUGUAGUAGUGGGUGGCCAGAGGAGGAGGUGAUCUGGUGAUGGCUGUGAUUCAUUCACUGGGUUUGGAUUUGGGUUUCUCAGUCUCAGUCUCAUCCUCCUCUGCUUGGACUUGGAGGCUUCGGAAGUCAAACAAACCAUCCAACACCAAGAGAUAUGCCUGCAAAGCUUCAUGGGAAGAGCUAGCGGGUGUGUUGGUCUUCUCUGCCAUACCUUUCACGGCCGUCAAAGCCAUAGCUAACAGCCCACUUGGAGAGUCGCUUCAGAGGCGAUUGCAGCAAAGGAAGAAAUUUGCUGUGGAAAAUGCUGCCAAGUUCAGGUCUUUGGCCUUAAAAGCUAGAAAACAGAGCUUGUGGUAUGGAGAAGAGCGUCCUCGGUGGCUUGGUCCUGUUCCCUACGAUUAUCCUAGUUAUCUCACAGGAGAGCUUCCUGGGGACUAUGGUUUUGACAUUGCAGGUCUUAGUAAGGAUCCACUGGCUUUUCAAAAGUAUUUCAACUUUGAAAUACUGCAUGCUCGUUGGGCUAUGCUGGCAGCCCUUGGUGCUUUGAUUCCUGAAAUAUUAAACCUCACUGGAGCCUUUCACUUUGCAGAACCUGUCUGGUGGCGAGUUGGCUAUUCCAAACUCAAGGGAGAUACAUUGGACUACCUUGGCAUCCCAGGACUCCAUUUAGCUGGAAGCCAAGGAGUAAUUGUCAUUGCAAUUUGCCAGGCCAUCUUGAUGGUUGGACCAGAAUAUGCAAGAUAUUGUGGGAUUGAGGCAUUGGAGCCUCUAGGAAUAUAUCUACCAGGGGAUAUAAAUUACCCAGGAGGAGCAUUGUUUGAUCCAUUGAACCUCUCCAAGGACCCUGAAGCCUUUGAGGAGUUGAAGGUGAAAGAGAUUAAAAAUGGGAGGCUAGCCAUGGUUGCCUGGCUGGGAUUUUACACUCAAGCAGCUUUCACUGGUAAAGGCCCUCUUCAGAACCUUAUUGACCAUGUUUCAGAUCCCUACCACUGCAACAUCUUUCACAUGCUUCAUUAAUUUAGAUUCUCUUCUUUACUCUUAUCUUACUUGCUUGUACAUAUUGUAUACACAUGCCAUAUUCAUAUCAACUAUUUAUAUAUAUAUAUAUAUAUUCUUCCUUGCCUUGAGUACAUAUGUGGAAUCUGGAUUCAAGGAAAAUGCACAUGUUUGAGGAGAAAGACCAUGACA
Messenger RNA from Humulus lupulus (European hop), 1198 nucleotides. Its product is annotated as chlorophyll a-b binding protein 7, chloroplastic. The record is from RefSeq and is a predicted model, not a curated record. The transcript has 6 exons. Gene Ontology annotation, cellular component: membrane. Gene Ontology annotation, biological process: response to light stimulus; photosynthesis, light harvesting in photosystem I. Bases 50 to 1027 code for a protein of 325 amino acids. Lineage: Eukaryota; Viridiplantae; Streptophyta; Magnoliopsida; Rosales; Cannabaceae.